Rosa chinensis is the source of this 922-nucleotide messenger RNA. RefSeq lists its product as uncharacterized. Bases 234 to 821 code for a protein of 195 amino acids. Lineage: Eukaryota; Viridiplantae; Streptophyta; Magnoliopsida; Rosales; Rosaceae. The record is from RefSeq and is a predicted model, not a curated record. The transcript is spliced from 3 exons.
AAUACAUUUGCCUAUGAGGUGUUGGAGUGGUAAAAUUGCAAUGUUUGGCCACUAAAUACACUACAUGUUCGCUUUUGUUUGAUGAUUAUCAUUCUUCUUCUUAAGAAACCCAAGAGUAAAGAUUUUCAUUCUGUAAAAUUCAUCUUCAAUCUCCUAACAAAACCCCCAUCUUCAAUUUUCUGUCAUAAUCUUCUUUAUUUUUCAUCUGUUCUUGGUACUUUUUGAGACCAAAAAUGAGAAUCAGAAAGCAUUGGAAGCCUCCCUCUCCUCCGCCUAGCUCAAUGGGUUCAUCAAAUAAUCUCCUGCCACAUGAAGAAGUGCCAGAGGUUUCAUCAGCAGUUGUUCAUACAUGCGCUACCUGGAGUACCAUUUUUUGGGCGUGCCAAUUAUCAGAUGCACCAGAUGAACAGUCUGAUAACAGAGGAACUUUAAGGAGAAGAAAAAAAAUAAGAGUAGCUGAAUUUGCCCAACGGAUUAUGGCUUCAUUAUCUCGUAAUCAAGAUGAAACGCCUGCACUGACGCAAAGGAAGGUGUGCAACUUCUUUAUCAAAAAGAGUUGCAGGAUGGAAAGACCUAAAUGCACCAGUAAUCGGAUAACACAGGUUGAGGGACAGGCAAGAGGUCUGCAUCCCUCGGGUACGGUGUUCACUCAGGGCGUGCAGAACAAAGAAAAGCUAUCUAGUUUCAAAUUUGAAGGAGAACCUGCACAGAAGAAAUCGAAGGUGUGCAACUCUAGCAACAACAAAGAAAUGCCAUUUACUUCCGAAUUUGAUGUGGAAGACAAUGAGGAAAGGAAGAAGAGAAGGAGAAAGUCUUACUAAGCCAACUAUAUGGUAAUAACUAAGAGCAUACAGCAACUUUAAGCAACUUCAUUUGGACUGAAACAAAGGUUGCUUCUCUAACUUUUAUGUGUUUCUGAUUC